Messenger RNA from Cladocopium goreaui, 3817 nucleotides. The record is from the annotation of a GenBank genome assembly. NCBI's taxonomy places the organism in Eukaryota, Dinophyceae, Suessiales, Symbiodiniaceae.
UUUUGACUUCAUUGCGGCCUGGUUCAAACAUAGACGGACAACCUCCACCUGCUCUGCGCUUCUUUGCGGUGAUGAGCGAUGGUGGAGAAGAUCAAGGUGAUCGUGGUCGACAAGAAGAUCGUGAUGAUCGACUAGACCGCGAUGUCCCUGGCAAAUUGUUUGAAAGAUGCCCGGGGAAACCAAAGCCGAAGAGGGUGAGUCUCAAACCGGUUCCCUCAUUGGUGACGUUGAGACCGGCAUCGCAAGUGUCACGGGUGCCAGAUGAUGAGGGGCACGGCGUGGAAGAAUCAUCCCAGGAUGAGGAAAACGAGGGCAUCAGGCGCGUGGUGUUGGACGAUGAGAAGGGCUUCUCUUCAGGGGAUGAUGCAGUACCAGUGCGGACGGUUCAGACGCAGGAAGGCCAAGCCUCAAGCAGUGCUGGACUAGGUGCUGGGAAAUCGGAACAAGGAGAAGAUCAACUACAUGGAGAAGCACUACGACCUGGAGAUGCCGAAAAAGGUGAGGUCCUGAAACAAGAAGGACCCAAGCUGAAGAAGUACCGCAGGGUACGGGUGAAGAAACAAGUGACGCAGUUGGAGAAAGACAUCAAGGAGUUGCAGAACGCAGGAAAAACAAGGAAUGAAAAGAUGGCAUACCUUCGACGUCUACAACGAGAGCGGCAAGAGCGGCAAGCAGCUGGGAAGCCUCUUGGACAAGUAGACCUACCAGAGUCAAAGGAACCUCAGGAGAACAAAAAAUCUGAGGAAAACAAAGCUGAGGUGACAGAAGAACCUCAACCAAGGACGCCGUCGCCAUCUUCGGUGGAUUGGAAAGCUGCUGAGGAGGAGACGGAAAGGCAGUUUGCGGAGGCGAAAGCAGCAGGCCGCAGAAUCCUCUCUUACGAGGAAUGGGACAAAGAGCGCAAGGAGAAGAAUGAGAACUUGCGCCAAGCAGCACUGCGGAGGUCAUGGCUGGAUCGAGAAAUUGCCCGCAGAGCUCUGCAACAAGAAAGAGGUGAAACCAGAGAAGCAGUUCUGAGGAGCACAACGGCAUCGGCAUCUGGACCGCUUACAGAUGAGGAGUGGGGACAAAUGCAACAGAUGAUGAAAAGGUUGCCAUCAGCACCUCCAUGGCAGUGUGAGAUGCCCAAAAAGGAUGAAGAGCAGGAUAUGCUGGAGUUUGGAGAGGUGGAUGUUGUCCUGGCUUUCGUUGGCAAGGGGCGCAACAAGGUCACCAUGGACCACAAGCACCUCACGGACAACAAGGGUUUGCACCUGGAUGUGGAGGGCAACAACACCAAGGACCUCCAAGAGGACCUCAAGGCUUUCAUCCAGGACUACAAGGGCAAGUCUCCUGAAGAACUGGCAGAAGCAACGGUAUGGUUGGAACGACAGCGUGGCGGCCCUGAAGUGGAUCUUCGCACACCGGGCGAUGUGGUUCGGCAUGACUUGGCGAUGGCAAUGGCGAAGUCAAGGGCAAAAGCUGGAAUGCCGACACCACCACCAGCAAGGAUGGUAAGUCCGCCUCAACGAGAAGUUCCUGCACCGCCGCCGGAACAACAACAAGAACAAGGUAGAGGUGAAGAUGCUGGAGAAUCUCUUCUACAGAGAAUCCUCAGGUUGGCUGGCGAUGGACCAAUAUGUGGGGGAACUCCGCCAUCGACGCCAAGGGUGCCUUCACCGUCGACACUGUCGAGCACCUCAGAGGCUGAGAUCUUGGAGGUGCCAUACGACGAAACCAGUGCGGCUCAAAACGAGCAGAUGGCCUUGCGACCUAAGGCUCGUCCUCUUCAGAGGGACCCCAGGCAUGGGGCGAUGGCUGCAACUGGUGGUGAUGGUGGACGAGAUGGCCCUGGAGACGGGGAUGACCCACGGCGCAAUGACAGAGCAAUCCCAGAACCUGAAGCAGAGGACGAUGAGGAUGACUCUGUGGAAGGGACGGCCACCCAGGAGUUCAUGUAUCGGAUGAAAAGAAGAUCCGAUGAGCUGACGGGACGGAAGAACAAGUUCCAGGUCGGCAAGAGCUCUGCAUGGGAGCCCCAGAAGCUCCGAAAGGGGCGUGGCCACACGGUCAGAUGGUGGCCGGAGCGUCGUGGCAAGGGCACCAGGGGUGAGGAUUCCACAAUAACCCACUCGCUGACGAGCCCUACGACGGGAUGGCAGCGCAUCUAUGCGAAGGGAAAGCAGCCAAGGGCCCUUCGCGUCUCCAACCAAGGGGGCAAAGGCAGUGGGGGCCGCAUCGUCCUGCAAGGCAAGGGCGCAAACCCAGCGGCCGAACUGCAACUGGCGCAGUCGCUGAGCCGGGCAGCCGCCGCGGUACGGCGAGCUGAAAGCGCCGUGGCCACCCAUGGGAAUGGCAGCGAAGGGGCAGAAGCAGCCUAUGAAGAGGCGGCUAUGGCGGUGAACCAGUACUUGCAUGCGGAUGCAAUCCUACACCCGCCAACUGGCGCUUCAAGCUCCAGCGCAGCACCUUCGAGCUCAAGCGCAGCCCCAGUGGGAAGAGGAGCUGCCAAUCUGGGUCUGGAAGCCUACCGUGACUUCCUUCAGGCCAAGGGCAAGGGCAAGACAAGCCGAGCCCAUGCAGAUGCAGCUGCAGAUGAAGAAGGAUCUGACCCAGACGCGGAUCCGGAGGACGAGAACUAUGAAGAGGAGAUUGAAGAAGAAGAAGAACAUGGUGAUGAUGGGGACUACGUCGAGGUGGAGCUCGAGGUGAUCCUUGAAGAAGACCAUGAAGGUCAUGAUGCAGCAGAGGGUCCAGCCACAGAGGACCAAGAAGAUGCAGGUUGUGAUGAAGAUGGACCUGAAGCGCAUGGCCCAGAAAACAACGAAGAAGAAGAACGCCAUGAGGACGAUCCGGACUACAGCGCGGAAGAGGCAGCACCACUCAGGGUGAUCUUCCUUGAAUCCCUGUGCACAGACGCCAAGAUCUUGCAGGACAAUUACCAGAUGAAACUGAGCAACGACGAUUACAAAGGUGCAGAGAGUUCCGCUGCCCUGGAUGAUUUUAAGAAGAGAGUCGAGGCUUACGAGGUGCAGUACGAGCCCCUUCAGGAAAGCGAGCUGGAUCUGUUGCAAAACAGACAGAGUAGCGUUGCAAUGCCUGUGGGUUCCGUUCAAAUCUACGACGGUGGGCAGAAGAUCAGCUGCUGUCGCACGGGGUCGUCGCUGGUGGCAGCGCCACUGAUCUCGUUGCUACAUGCCAUGCAUCUGACCAGGCGCCAGAUCUUGUUGGCGCCCGAAACGGACCUCAACGGUGUAGGCCUGCCACCUCAGUGCUUCGCAGAGAUCCUGAAGCGUGAAGAAGAGAAGGAGAGUCGUGUCAUGGAUGUGAUUUGUGGUACUUCCAAGCACGCGGUGAGGAUUGCGCAAGAGUUGUCCAAGGUGGACCGCGCCGCUGCGGUGAGUCGUUCCCAGCGCCCGCGCUGCGUGCUGAACCUCCGUGCGCUGCAGGGCCGCACCAGCGAGGGAUCGGCCGACGGCUCGGCGGCGGCGGAGAACUACGCGGACCUCGUGCGGCGGAUGCGGGCGGAGGUCCUGCUCCUCUUGGAGCGUUUGCCUCGCUCAGUGCUGGUGAUUUGUCCUGGAGAGGAUGUGCGGCGUGUACUCUGCGCCCACUUUGUUGGUUGUUCAGAGAACUCCAUCGCGGAUUUGGAGAUGCCAGCGAUGUCGGUCCUUGAGUUGACUCGAGACCACAAGGGCUACUCCUCCGAUGAGAUUGAGCUUGCCGAGCUGAUCCCCCCGCGCCAUAGCAUCAGUGGUCGCCGCAUAUCUCGCCCCAUGGUCAUGGGUGCCAUGGGCUAAGACGAAGGACUGGGCAUGGAGACCCCGACAUACAUCAC